Pongo pygmaeus (Bornean orangutan) is the source of this 3348-nucleotide messenger RNA. It is a transcript of the gene CDHR5, whose product is annotated as cadherin related family member 5. The transcript is spliced from 15 exons. Bases 65 to 2602 code for a protein of 845 amino acids. The record is from RefSeq and is a predicted model, not a curated record. Gene Ontology annotation, cellular component: catenin complex; adherens junction; plasma membrane. Gene Ontology annotation, molecular function: cadherin binding; beta-catenin binding; calcium ion binding. Gene Ontology annotation, biological process: adherens junction organization; cell-cell junction assembly; cell-cell adhesion mediated by cadherin. Lineage: Eukaryota; Metazoa; Chordata; Mammalia; Primates; Hominidae.
GGAACUGCGCCAGUCCUAGACGCCAGACCCGCUCGGACCCUCCCGCCAGGUGACAGCCGCCAUCAUGGGGUCUUGGGCCCUGCUGUGGCCUUCCCUGCUGCUUACCGGGCUGCUCGGCCGACCCCCGGGGACCGUGGCCCAGGCCCAGUACUGCUCUGUGAACAAGAACAUCUUUGAAGUAGAGGAGAACAAGAAUGUCACCGAGCCGCUGGUGGACAUCCACGUCCCGGAGGGCCAGGAGGUGACCCUCGGACCCUUGUCCACCCCCUUCGCAUUUCGGAUCCAGGGAAACCAGCUGUUUCUCAAUAUGACUCCUGAUUACGAGGAAAACUCACUGCUUGAGGCUCAGCUGCUGUGUCAGAGCGGAGGCACACUGGUGACCCAGCUGAGAGUGUUCGUGUCAGUGCUGGACGUCAAUGACAACGCCCCCGAAUUCCCCUUUACGACCAAGGAGAUAAGGGUGGAGGAGGACACGAAAGUGAACUCCACCGUCAUCCCUGAGACGCAACUGCAGGCCGAGGACCGUGACAAGGACGACAUUCUGUUCUACACCCUCCAGGAAAUGACAGCAGGUGCCAGUGACUACUUCUCCCUGGUGAGUGUAAACCAUCCCGCCCUGAGGCUGGACCGGCCCCUGGACUUCUACGAGCGGCCGAACAUGGCCUUCCGGCUGCUGGUGCGGGACACUCCGGAGGAGAAUGUGCAACCCAGCCACACUGCCACCGCCACGCUGGUGCUGAACGUGGUGCCUGCCGACCUGCGGCCCCCCUGGUUCCUGCCCUGCACCUUCUCAGACGGCUACGUCUGCAUCCAAGCUCAGUACCACGGGGCUGUCCCCACGGGGCACACACUGCCAUCCCCCCUCGUCCUGCGUCCCGGACCCAUCUACGCUGAGGACGGAGACCGCGGCAUCAACCAGCCCAUCAUCUACAGCAUCUUUAGUGGAAACGUGAAUGGUACAUUCGUCAUCCACCCAGACUCGGGCAACCUCACCAUGGCCAGGAGUGUCCCCAGCCCCGUGACCUUCCUUCUGCUGGUGAAGGGCCAACAGGCCGACCUCGCCCGUUACUCAGUGACCCAGGUCACCGUGGAGGCUGUGGCUGCAGCUGGGAGCCCACCCCGCUUCCCCCAGAGCCUGUACCGUGGCACUGUGGCGCUUGGCGCUGGGGCGGGCGCUGUGGUCAAGGAUGCAGCUGCCCCCUCUCAGCCUCUGAGGAUCCAGGCUCAGGACCCAGAGUUCUCGGACCUCAACUCGGCCAUCACGUAUCGAAUUACCAACCACUCACACUUCCGGAUGGAGGGAGAGGUUGUGCUGACCACCACCACACUGGCACAGGCGGGAGCCUUCUACGCAGAGGUUGAGGCCAACAACACGGUGACCUCUGGCACUGCGAUCACAGUCAUUGAGAUACAAGUUUCCGAACAGGAGCCCCCCUCCACAGAUGUCCCCCCAUCCCCAGAGGCUGAAGGAACAACCGGGCCCUGGACCGGCACCACUUCCGAGGCCCCCAGACCCCCUGCGCCCUCCCAGGGACCCUCCACGACCAGCUCUGGGGGAGGCACAGGCCCUCAUCCACCCUCUGGCACAACUCUGAGGCCACCAACCUCGUCCACACCCGGGGGGCCCCCGGGUGCAGAAAAUAGCACCUCCCACCAACCAGCCACUCCCGGUGGGGGCACAGCACAGACCCCAAAGCCAAGAACCUCUCAGCCGAUGCCCCCCGGUGUGGGAACCAGCACCUCCCACCAACCAGCCACUCCCGGUGGGGGCACAGCACAGACCCCAAAGCCAGGAACCUCUCAGCCGAUGCCCCCCGGUGUGGGAACCAGCACCUCCCACCAACCAGCCACUCCCGGUGGGGGCACAGCACAGACCCCAAAGCCAGGAACCUCUCAGCCGAUGCCCCCCGGUGUGGGAACCAGCACCUCCCACCAACCAGCCACACCCGGUGGGGGCACAGCACAGACCCCAGAGCCAGGAACCUCUCAGCCGAUGCCCCUCAGCAAGAGCACCCCAUCUUCAGGUGGCGGCCCCUUGGAGGACAAGCGCUUCUCGGUGGUGGACAUGGCAGCCCUGGGAGGGGUGCUGGGUGCGCUGCUGCUGCUGGCUCUCCUUGGCCUCGCCGUCCUUGUCCACAAGCACUAUGGCCCCCGGCUCAAGUGCUGCUCUGGCAAAGCUCCGGAGCCCCAGCCCCAAGGCUUUGACAACCAGGCGUUCCUCCCUGACCACAAGGCCAACUGGGCGCCCGUCCCCAGCCCCACGCGCGACCCCAAGCCCACGGAGGCACCGACGCCCGCAGAGCCCGAGCCCCCCGGCCCUGCCUCCACAGGCGGUGCCCCUGAGCCCCCCGCAGCGGCCCGAGCUGGCGGAAGCCCCACAGCAGUGAGGUCCAUCCUGACCAAGGAGCGGCGGCCGGAGGGCGGGUACAAGGCCGUCUGGUUUGGCGAGGACAUCGGGGCAGAGGCAGACGUGGUCGUUCUCAACGCGCCCACCCUGGACGUGGAUGGCGCCAGCGACGAGGGCAGCGGCGACGAGGGCAAGGGUGCGGGGAGGGGUGGGGGUCCCCACGAUGCGCCUGGUGGCGAUGACUCCUAUAUCUAAGCAGUCCCUCCACCCUCUCCCCCGGCCACGUGGGCACUGGAGGUCCCGCUCCCCCAACCUUCAACCCGAGGCAGAAUAAAGCGAGGCUCCCGAAACUCAGGCCAUGGCGUGGGGCAGGUGCGCGGGUCCACGGGGGCCCCAUUCACUCAUGUCCCCCAUCGUCAUCAGCGCUUGAGCCCGGGUGUGCAGAUGGGGGCGGCGGGUCUGGCCACGCUGUCCCCACCCCAAGGCUGCAGCACUUCCCGUAAACCACCUGCUGUGCCUGCCGCCUUCCCGAGGCUCCGUGCCAGCUGGCCUGGGAAGUUCCUCUCCCGCUCUAACCACAGCCCGAGAGGGGGCUCCCCUCCCCCCACCUGCACCGGGGACCUCCCGCUCCCGACCCUACACAGAGAUUGCCUGGGGAGGCUGUGGAGACGAUGCAAACCCCCAGGACGAUGCACUUGGGAGCCGGUGGUCUCAAACACCUGCCGGGGGGCCUAGUCCCCUUCUGAAAUCUACAUGCUUGGGUUGGGGCACAGCAGUAAACAACCCGCCCAGAGGCCUGGACUGAGGUGCGCUGGGGGUGGGUGUGCCGUGUGGCCUGAGCAGGAGCCGGACCAGGAGGCCUAGGGGUGAGAGACACAUUCCCCUCGCUUCUCCCAAGGCCGGAGCCUAGGCUGGGUGCCCAUGCCCAGAACCAUCAAGGGGUCCCUUGUGGCUUGUCAGCACUUUCUCUAAUGAAAAUACACCAUUAAUUCCUUUCCAAA